Molecule: messenger RNA, 3472 nt
Organism: Fukomys damarensis (Damara mole-rat)
Lineage: Eukaryota; Metazoa; Chordata; Mammalia; Rodentia; Bathyergidae
Gene: Gal3st2
Product: galactose-3-O-sulfotransferase 2
Exons: 5
Coding region: 805-1809 (334 amino acids)
Biological process (GO): glycolipid biosynthetic process; glycoprotein biosynthetic process
Cellular component (GO): membrane
Molecular function (GO): galactosylceramide sulfotransferase activity
Source: RefSeq, a predicted model, not a curated record
ACUGCUUCAGCCUCCUGAGUCCUGGGAUUACAGGUGUGUGCCACCACGCCCUGCUCUUCUGUGGGGUCUUGUAUGUCUCAGAAUUCUAUUAUUUCCUAAGGAUAGAAAUGAACUUUCAUGUAAUAAAAUCUACAAGUAUUUGUAUUUAUUUCUUACUUCAAAGUCCUUCCUCAGAAGUCCCUUUGCUGCCCAAUACUUAAGAUAGAUUUUCAUCUGGUAUAAAGCACACUUUUUAAGAAGAAAUGUCUGGAUUUGGCCCUGUCCCUUCCUUAUCUGUCCAGGAACCUGUCAAAUGUGCCAGCUGAGCACUGGCCAUGCUGUGCAGAGACAAGAACCCUGAAUUUCCCCCCUCAGCUGUGGGUGCAGAAGCCCUUGCUGGUCCUUCUGGACCCACCAGGCUGUAUCCAGUGGAUGGAUCCAAGAGUGGGUGGGUGAGAUGGGACUGGUUCUUCUGAACACCUGGCCUGGCUGCCAGGGCCUGCCUGAGGAUGGAGGAGGAGAGGCUCAGUAAGGAGCCUGGCCUCCUGUUCCAGCCCAGGAAGAGGCCCAGCUCUUCUGAGAAUGGAACAGUUAAGUCCUUCAACUGAGAUGAGGGGUGAGGGCAUGGCACAUGCCUGAGCCAGCAGGUGAGCUUCUGCGGAUUAAAGAUCAUGUUCAGCCACAGUGGCCACACCCCAUCUGGUGCCUGUGUCUGGUGCCCUUUGUCCUUCCUCAGGCAGCUGAGAGCUGAGGGAGCCUGGGUAGUGGGACCUAGGGCCAUUCAGACUUCGACUGCUGGCAGUAUUACUGGCAUCCCAAGGCAGCAUGGUGUCCCUGAUGGGAGGCUCUCAGAGGUCGCUCCGGACGAUCCUCCUCUUUCUGGUGCUAGCUGUGCUCCUGCUGGUUGGCCUCCUGCACAUGUAUGUUGGGCUGUUCCUGCCUCAGCUCAUGGUUGAGGUGGAGGGGCCACCCGUCACCAACAUCAUGUUCCUCAAGACACACAAGACGGCCAGCAGCACAGUGCUCAACAUCCUCUACCGCUUUGCUGAGAUGCACAACCUGUCUGUGGCGCUGCCCCAGGGCCCCAACAUCCACCUGGGCUACCCCUGCCUCUUCACGGCACACUACGUGGAGGGCGCCCUGCAGGCUGGCCCUCACCUGGGGCCUCCCCGACAAUUCAACAUCAUGUGCAACCACCUGCGGUUCAACCUUCCUGAGGUGCAGAAGGUCAUGCCCAAGGACACCUUUUACUUCUCCAUCCUGCGGCACCCGGUCGCCCACCUCGAGUCCUCCUUCACCUACUUCAAGGACUACACACCAGCCUUCCGCGCCGCGCGCAGCCUGGAUGCCUUUCUGGAGGCGCCACAACGCUUCUACAACGCCAGCGCUGGGCUGAGGAACGCGUAUGCGCGCAAAGGCAUGUGGUUCGACCUGGGUUACGACAGCGACGCGCCGGCCGAGGACGCCUAUGUGCGCGCGCGCCUGGCCGAGCUGGAGCGGCGCUUCCAGCUGGUGCUCAUCGCGGAGCACUUCGACAAGUCUAUGGUGCUGCUGCGGCGCCUGCUGCGCUGGCGGCUGGAUGACCUCGAGGCCCUGUGUCUGCCGGUCGGGGCGAUUCGCAGCGGGGCUAGCAUCGCAGACCCGCAGCUGCGCCCCUACCAGUCCGGUGCAGCCGACAUCCUGGGCUACAUCCUGCGGCCGGACCUGGACAAUGCCACGCUGCGCCUGUGUCUGAGAAUGGUGACACCCGAGGUCCAGUACAUGGCCCGCCUGUACUCGCUGCAGUUUCCUGAGAAGCCCCCCAAAAAGAUACCCUUCCUGGAGCAGUAGGGCGACUCUCCUUCCCAGCCUUCCCUGGAGACCCAUACCACAGACCACCACUGUAAGAGUGAGAGCUGCAGAUCCUCAGGCUCACCACCCGGGACACAGCCCACCUGGCCAGAGGAGGGAGUCCUCCCAGGCCACCCUUCCCCUCCCCAAUGAACACAACCCAGGCAGGCCAGGCUGUGGUCCAAAGGGCCUCAGAGCAGCUCCCUGAACUUCCCCUCCCCAAGGACCUGGCACUGGUCCCUGAGGACAUGCCUGUGACCUCCCUCAGAGCUGGGCCUGGGUUUGGCAGGAUGGCAAGCAGUUUAUUGCUGACUGAUAACAGUUCAGAUCGAGAGAUGAUGCCAAGCUGUUUACAAGACAAAGGGUUCAGUUGAGCUCAGGCUGAGCGAGCUCCACAUUUACCUCUAGCACUGGUUGAGGGGAAGCCUCAUGACCCAAUAGAGCUGGGAAUGGCCUGUGAGACCUUGGUAGUCUGAGGACCAUGUUGGAUGGGUAGCCCUCUUCCUUUGUCAUUCACGGAGAAACCUGAGGUCACUGUGUAGUAGGAUGUGGUUCCUGGCUGCCUGGGGACCAACGGGUAGAGUGGGGUCAUGCACCUGCCACCACAUGCACUGGGAAAAGUGGGCUACCCAGAGCACCCAGGAAAUGUAGGCACUCACAUGCAUAGCCAGAACCUGUGUGUGUGUGUGUGUGUGUGUGUGUGUGUGUGUGUGUGUGUGUUCCUUUUGUCACCCAGGCCCUCAGCCCCAAAGAUCCUGCAUUUCCUGCGCAUCUAAUGUGGGGUGUGUCAAGGUGGUCCCUGCUUUCAGGGGAAUCAGCAUUUCACAGAAAGGGUAGAUGGCCCAAGCAAUUAGAACAGGGAGCUCCCAGGGACACUUUACGAAGGACAUUUGCAGUAAGAUUAGGGGUGUUAUGGUGAACUCGAGAGUAAAAAAGAAUAUUUGGAAAUUGAUACAACUUCCAAACAAACCUGACUAGAGACAGUGAAGGUGUGUGUGUGUGUGGGGUGUUUGCUGAGAGCCAGGGUAGGAGAUGUGAUGGAAAUCCCUGUUAAAAGUGGCAGCAGAAGUCAUAUCUGAGGUGAGCCCAUGUGCAAAUAAUGAGAGUCCUUGAAACAGGAAAAGGUGAGACAGAAGAAUCCCAGUCAAACCAGGAAUGAGAAAAAUUGCCACAUGUUGAGGAAAUACUGGAGUUUUUCAGCACAAGUUCCCACUUGAGCACCAGGUGGGGUCUACAGCUCCCUCAGAGAAUAUGGGCAGGUGUGGGAAUCCAGGGGGAGGGAAGAACACUGUGCCCUGGAAACAGCAGGUGACCAGGUGAGGAGGGGAUGGAUAGGUGUCUACUGUGCCUGCAGCCCUGCCCAUGCCCAGUCACACCUGCAAUGCUAGUCUCACCUGCAGCAAUUGUGAAACUGAAGUCAAAUUAAACAGCAUUUAAUGCCACUUUGUUUUUGUCUUUCAGGGUUAGUGGAAUUUAGACUAUUGCCACUAUUUUGGGAGGAAAUUUGGGAGUAUUUACUACAAUGUAAAAAAGCCCAUGGCUUGUGAUAGAGAAUUUUGGAAAUCAUUUGUUCAAAUUGUCCAUUAAACGGGAGUGUUUGAAAUACUGCUGUACCAUGGAGCCAAUAAAAUCUGGGAACAUAGGGUGUGGCUUAAACUUCUUU